AUGAGACUUGAUGUGUCUUCUCUUAUGAGAUGCAUUGUGAUAACCUAACAGUUAUUUUCAUUGCAAAUAAUCCAGUAUGUUAUGAGCGUACCAAACACAUAGAGGUGGAUUGUCAUUUCAUCCAAGAUAUAUUGAUGCGAAAGGAGGUCAUCAGUCCAUAUGUUAAGUUUGGUGAUUAGCAGAGUGAUAUUCUUACCAAGCCAUUGGCUCAGUCUGCCAUCAGUAGUUUAUGUAUAUCUUUAUGCUCUAGCUUGCAGGGGGAGUGUUAGAGUUCUUAUUUUCUUAUUUUCGACAUUAAGUCAUAAGGUAGUAAGUGUAGGAUAAUGUUGUAAUUACCCUAAACAUUACUUAGUUAUAAAUAAGAAGGUGUAGAGCAACAGAGCCUCUGCACACAACUGAUUAUUCUUUUUCUUCCGUCUCUUCAUCUUUUCUUCUCUCUUCUUCUAGCCUUAAUAUCACUUUUACUAUUUCAACUAUGUUUACAAACCUGACAUACAUACCAUGAAUUCAUGUUCUAAUUUUACUUCAUUUCUCAGGUACAAAAGUGCUUUAGGAGGCCUAUGGGUUGUCUUGAUCUUGUUUAUGUGCUAUUUUUCAACUGAAGUCCUUCGGAUAUCAAGUAGCACAUGGCUAAGUGUUUGGACAAAGCAGAGCAGUUCACCAAGUUAUGGACCCAGUCUCUACAUUCUGGUUUAUGCACUUUUGUCCUUUGGUCAGGUGAUGGUGACACUGACAAACUCCUUUUGGCUGAUCACAUCAAGUCUUAGUGCAGCUAGAAGACUUCAUGAUGCCAUGCUACAGUCCAUACUCAGAGCUCCAAUGGUGUUCUUCCACACUAAUCCAACUGGAAGAAUAAUCAACAGGUUUUCAAAGGAUCUAGGUGAUAUAGAUCGCAACGUUGCCAAUUUUGUUAAUGGGUUUAUGGGCCAAUUGUCGCAGCUUCUUUCAACUUUUGUGCUCAUAGGAGUUGUGAGCACCAUAUCACUCUGGGCCAUAAUGCCACUUCUAAUCUUAUUUUAUGCAGCCUAUCUAUAUUAUCAGAGCACAUCCCGUGAAGUAAAACGUCUGGAUUCAAUUACCAGAUCACCUGUAUAUGCACAAUUUGGAGAAGCAUUAAAUGGUUUGUCAACAGUUCGUGCAUACAAAGCAUAUGAUCGGAUGGCCACCAUUAAUGGGAAAUCUAUGGACAAUAAUGUCAGAUUCAGCCUUGUGAAUAUAAGUUCAAACCGGUGGCUCACCAUAAGACUGGAAGCUUUAGGAGGCAUCAUGAUAUGGUUGACAGCAACUUUUGCUGUAAUGCAGAAUGGAAGAACAGAAAACCAGGUGGCAUUUGCAUCUAAAAUGGGACUGCUCCUCAGCUAUUCAUUGAAUAUUACUAGUAUGUUGGGUAAUGUUCUGCGACACGCAAGCAGGGCUGAAAAUAGUCUAAAUGCUGUUGAGCGUGUGGGCACAUAUAUAGAUUUGCCAUCUGAGGCUGCAGCUAUCAUAGAGACCAACCGACCCCCAGCUGGAUGGCCCUCAUCAGGAUUGAUCAAGUUUGAGAAUGUUGUUUUACGUUAUAGGCCUGGACUUCCCCCUGUCUUGUGUACCUUGUCCUUUACAAUCUCUCCAAGUGAGAAGGUAGGCAUAGUUGGAAGAACAGGUGCAGGGAAAUCUAGCAUGCUCAAUGCUUUAUUCAGGAUUGUAGAACUGGAAAGAGGAAGAAUCUUCAUUGAUGAUUGUGACAUUGCAAAGUUUGGAUUGACAGAUCUACGCAAAGUGCUGAGCAUCAUACCACAGUCACCAGUUCUUUUCUCCGGAACUGUCCGAUUUAAUCUUGAUCCUUUCAGUGAACACAAUGAUGCUGAUCUUUGGGAGGCUUUAGAGCGGGCACAUUUAAAAGAUGUCAUCAGGAGGAAUGGUUUGGGUCUUUACGCUGAGGUCUCGGAGGGAGGGGAGAAUUUCAGUGUUGGGCAGAGGCAGUUAUUAAGUCUUGCUCGAGCUUUAUUACGGAGAUCAAAGAUCCUUGUUCUUGAUGAAGCAACAGCGGCUGUUGAUGUUAGAACUGACGCACUUAUACAGAAGACCAUUCGAGAAGAAUUCAAAUCAAAUACAAUGCUCAUCAUUGCUCAUCGACUAAAUACCAUAAUUGAUAGUGACCGGAUUCUUGUGCUUGAUGCUGGCCAGGUUCUAGAAUAUGAUAAGCCAAAGAAACUGCUGUUAAGUGAAGGAAGUGCUUUCUCUAAGAUGGUUCAAUGUACUGGGGCUGCAAACACUGAGUACUUGCGCAACUUAGUACUUGAAGGGCAUGAUGAGAACGAGUUCAACAAAGAAAAGACCAUGCAGCUCGACGGGCAGCAGAGAUGGCUGGCAUCUUCUCAAUGGGCUGCCGCUGCACGGUUUGCUCUUGCUCUUAACCUCACUUCUUCGCUGAACAACCUCCAACCAGUGAGCUUUGAAGAUGAGAACAAUAUCCUGAAGAAAACGAAGGAUGCAGUUGUAACUCUGCAGGGAAUCUUGGAGGGAAAACAAGAUGAAGCCAUUGAAAAGACACUGAAUCAGUACCAGGUUCCUAGAGCUACAUGGUGGUCAGCUUUCUACAAAGUGAUUGAAGGUCUGGCUCUGAUGAGCAGGUUGGCUCAAAAUGGGCUUCCGCAGUUGGAAAAUGGUUUCGAGGACACCACGGAUGAUUGGGAUCAUAUUGAAAUGUAA
Molecule: messenger RNA, 2691 nt
Organism: Ilex paraguariensis (yerba mate)
Lineage: Eukaryota; Viridiplantae; Streptophyta; Magnoliopsida; Aquifoliales; Aquifoliaceae
Source: the annotation of a GenBank genome assembly